UCCUGUAGUCGGUUAGUUGGGCUUCGGGUCACUAAGGGGCAUAGCGGAUACAUGUAUUUAAAUUUCCAAAUUUAUUUGAAACACAAAACCAACCACGAGUGUCAGGUCCAUAGAAGAACGGCCACGAGACUAACAACAAAAGAGCUCCGCAUCUGGAUAGAAAACAGUGGAAUUGAAUUUCCUUGUCCAAAAGGCACACGAUUCGAACAAUGUCUCUCCCAACACCAAGGAUUCGUCUGCCCAACACAAGACAGGAGAUGGCGCAAAUGCUGGCAAAGCCGGGCAGUUUAGGUCAAACCCCCAUCUUACCUGGCACACUGAGCUCUAUGAUGUCUAGGAAUCCCUUCACAAACAAUAACAUGCCAGACACUCUGGACAUUAAGAGCUUGGAGCAUGAAGGCGACUACUACAUUCAAAAACAGCAGCUUCAAGCUGCAUAUGCCACCAGCCAUCUACAGCACAUUUGUGCUCUAGAUAUUGACUCGGAACCCCUUCAAGUCCGUAUGACGGGCAUCAUUUGCACAAUUGGACCAGCAUCCAGAGAAGUAAAAACCUUGCAGAAAAUGAUGAUGGAAGGCAUGAACAUAGCUCGUCUAAAUUUUUCUCAUGGAACAUAUGAAUAUCACAAGGGCACGAUAGAAAAUGUUCGUCAAGCCGUGGCUGAGUUCUCAGAACCUCGGCCAAUAGGAAUUGCACUAGACACCAAAGGACCAGAGAUUCGAACAGGCCUGCUGCAGGAUGGUGCAUCCGCUGAAGUUCAGCUGAAUUUGGGCGAUACAAUCAAAAUUACAAUUAAUGAUGAAUACAAGGAGAAGUGCUCUAAGGAUAUCUUGUGGGUUGACUACAAGAACAUCAUCAAAGUGUUGGAUGUGGGCAAGCGUAUGUUUAUCGAUGAUGGCCUCAUCUCUGUUAUUGUAAAAGAAAAAGGUGAUGACUACCUUGUAUGCACUGUGGAAAAUGGUGGCAAAGUCGGCAGCAAGAAAGGUUGCAAUCUGCCAGGUAUUGCUGUUGACUUGCCGGCAGUUUCUGAGAAGGAUAAAGAUGAUUUGUUAUUUGGGGUGGAAAAUAACGUGGACAUGGUGUUUGCCUCAUUUAUUCGAUCAGCAGAUGGCAUACGUGAAAUCCGCAAAAUCAUGGGAGAGAAAGGCAAGAACAUCAAGAUAAUUGCCAAAAUAGAGAAUCAUGAGGGUAUCAAAAGAUUUGAUGAGAUCCUGGGAGAGGCAGAUGGUGUAAUGGUUGCAAGAGGUGACAUGGGGAUUGAAAUACCCACAGAGAAGGUUUUCUUGGCUCAGAAAAUGAUGAUCGCUAAGUGUAAUCGUGCCGGCAAACCUGUCAUCUGUGCCACACAGAUGUUAGAAAGUAUGACUUACAAGCCACGGCCAACACGAGCAGAGGGAAGUGACGUGGCCAAUGCCGUCCUGGAUGGUGCUGACUGUGUCAUGCUAUCGGGAGAGUCUGCCAAAGGCUUGUACCCACUAGAGACUGUGAGGACGAUGCAUCUGAUUUGCCGUGAGGCUGAAUCAGCCUACUUCCACAACCAGAGAUUUGAAGACUUGAGACGAGAAACACCUCUCUAUGCUGACCCUACUCACACCAUUGCCAUUGCUGCUGUUGAAGCCUCUUAUACCUGUAUGGCAGCUGUAAUUAUUGUGAUUACAACCACAGGCAGAUCAGCCCACCUGGUCUCUGCAUAUAGACCUCGCUGUCCUAUUCUUGCUGUCACUCGUGAUGGACGAGUUGCCCGUCAGUGCCACUUGUACCGUGGUAUCUUUCCCAUCCACUAUGUUGCUACUCCAUUGGACAACUGGGCAGAUGACAUUGACCGCCGCGUCAACCAAGCCAUUGCCUUUGGCAGAGACAAGGAAAUGAUGAAACCAAAAGACCCAAUAAUAAUACUGACAGGGUCAGAUGUGGGCCCAGGAAAGACUAACACCAUGCGCAUUUCAGCCAUGACAGAUGGUGACCACUUGUCUGUCAUGUCACCACCUCAGUGCUCAGGUUUUCAAGAUUGAUAUGUGCACAACAAAAGGAAAAGCUUCAGUUUUUGGUGACAGACAUCUCCAUCGCCUAUCUGGUUGGUCCAGGUUGUUGUUGACAGCUGGAUGUAUUACAGAAGGCUUUAGAGGGCAUGGAUAUGACAGUCUUUCUAAAAAUUUUACUUGCAUAACAUUUUUCCAAUUUUUGAUUUGAUUUUUAUGGCUCUUUUUUUUUUUAAAGUACACUAUUUUGGCUGUCUUGUGUUUCACGUUUCAGAUUAUGCCUUAUGGUAUUUUUAGGGAGCCUUCAUGUACUUGGUUGCAAGGUUGUGUUUGUGUGAACAUCCAUAGCUGAAAAAUGUGUAGAGAGUGUUAGACAUGUAUUUUAUAUUGAAAUGGCACUUCAAAAUGGGCUUGUUGUUCUGGCAACAUUGUAGGUUACUUUAUUAGUAUAGGCUUUGUUAUCACAUUACAUUUAUUGCACACUCUUAGGAAACAACUAAUGGUACUAUUCCUAAAGGGACUAGAAUGAAAUUGUUAUAUUUAGCAAGUAACCCACUUAAAGUCUGAUUAAUCCAGUACUCUAUCUUGCAUAUUGCAGCCUGUGUCUGACAUUUCUAUAUCAAUUUGUACCCAUGCAGUCUGUUGCAUCCAUGAUAGAUACAUUGCAGUUUACCACACUGAAGUUAUCAGCCUGAACAGACUGCAUCUCACAAACAUGACUUAAAUCCAGCCUGGAGCUCUUAAGCUGGUGCAUUAGCUACACUUGCAGAGGAGUUGAACCCUUGAACAGAUAAUGCAACUUUGGUUGAUAUAAAGUAUCUUAUGAUAUCAAAUUAUGAUAAUUCUGUAUUUUGGUAUGUGUGUGUCUUUGUUGCCUAUAUGGUUACUAUUCUUUGUGUAUGUGCAUGCACAUGUUGGGUGUAAGAGAAAGACGGAGCAAUGAUGUUUAAAGUCUACCACAACAUAUUCAGUUUCUGUAUGUUGAAGAUCUGUUUGCUUUCUUAUUUGGUCAUGUCAGUCAUGAUGCACUAGUUUCUACAACAUUUAAUGUGAUUUGUUUUGCUGUUGCUUUACAGUCGGUCAACUUUUAAGGGAUAUAUGUAUAGAGAAAAAGUAACUGAACUGUGUUUGAAAAUCAUGAAAAGUAUUCAAAGCUUUUAUGAAUGUCACUUGGUUUAAGUCUUUUGAUUAAUAGCCUGCUGAACUGUAGAGCAAGUGGAUGUCUUUUGGCAUAUGUUAAAAUAGAUACUUUUAUUUCAAGACUUUAAAAAAUUAUGUCCCUGCUAUUAUGUACUCUCAAAGUGCUAACUGUUUAAUAAUGUUCCAUCCCCCCCACUUUUUUUUUUAGUUUGGCUAAAAUAUGACAAACUGUUCAAUGACAUCAUGACAGUGUUAAAGAGAAAGCUCUGAUGUUAUUCAUUUGUACAGAAAGAAAAGCCUGGUGGUUUACUUUUGAUUUAGGUUUUUUUUUUUUUUUUUUUUUUUUUUUUUAAUCAGAACCUAAGAACAAUAUUUAGUAAUAAAAACAAACUGCCAUGGCAAUUGACCAGAGUAAAUACACAACCAUUAUUUGAAAGUAAAUAAAAAUUGUGGAAAAAAGA
Pomacea canaliculata is the source of this 3580-nucleotide messenger RNA. Its product is annotated as pyruvate kinase PKM-like. The record is from RefSeq and is a predicted model, not a curated record. Bases 210 to 2012 code for a protein of 600 amino acids. Gene Ontology annotation, cellular component: cytoplasm. Gene Ontology annotation, molecular function: pyruvate kinase activity; magnesium ion binding; potassium ion binding. NCBI's taxonomy places the organism in Eukaryota, Metazoa, Mollusca, Gastropoda, Architaenioglossa, Ampullariidae. Gene Ontology annotation, biological process: glycolytic process. The transcript is spliced from 14 exons.